AUGAUUAAUAGUAAAAAAAUCAACUCCGCCGCCGCCGUCAAGCUCUACCGCAGCAGCGGCAGCAACCAGCGCGUGUACGCCGCCUUCAACCAGGAGCUCCAAAUACUGCUCCACAUCCGCCACCCAAACAUCGUGAAGCUCCUCGGCUACGCGGAAAAUCAAGGCGCCCUGAUAAUGGAGUUCGUCCCCAACGGCACCUUGCACCACAAGCUCCAUCACGCCUCCCACACUCCUCCACUCACGUGGAAUCAACGCGCCGCCGUCGCGUUCCAGCUCGCCUCCGCCAUCGCCCACCUCCACGAUACCUGCGCCCCUCACAUCGUCCACGCCGACGUUAAGCCUUCGAACGUACUUCUCGACGGUGAUCUCAAUUGCAAGCUCUGA
Salvia splendens (bonfire salvia) is the source of this 384-nucleotide messenger RNA. RefSeq names its product probable receptor-like protein kinase At4g10390. The coding region runs from base 1 to 384 and encodes 127 amino acids. NCBI's taxonomy places the organism in Eukaryota, Viridiplantae, Streptophyta, Magnoliopsida, Lamiales, Lamiaceae. The record is from RefSeq and is a predicted model, not a curated record. The transcript has a single exon. Gene Ontology annotation, molecular function: protein kinase activity; ATP binding. Gene Ontology annotation, biological process: protein phosphorylation. Gene Ontology annotation, cellular component: plasma membrane.